Nelumbo nucifera (sacred lotus) is the source of this 1692-nucleotide messenger RNA. It is a transcript of the gene BCE2, whose product is annotated as 2-oxoacid dehydrogenases acyltransferase family protein. Gene Ontology annotation, molecular function: lipoic acid binding; acetyltransferase activity. The record is from RefSeq and is a predicted model, not a curated record. Lineage: Eukaryota; Viridiplantae; Streptophyta; Magnoliopsida; Proteales; Nelumbonaceae. Gene Ontology annotation, cellular component: cytoplasm; mitochondrion.
UUUCUCUCUUUUCUUCGUAUAAUUCGCAUGGACUGUUUUAAAAGUACGUGUUACAAGUAGAACUGCAGAAGAGUGUACAGCAAACAGAUCUGUCCUGUCCUCGCUGCGAGCGAUGACUUGGAGGCGUAGUUGGCAAAACCAGGCAUGGAAUUAUGGCCGACGGGGGUUGCGCGCCUACGGAGCUAGACGUGCGCCACCGCUGCCCUUGGAGCAGAAGACGCCAGCUCUAUUGUCUUCUGCUCGAAUGAUCCUCUCUCGAAACGCCUUUGCCUCGGUUUCUUCAGCUAAGUUCUUCGAGCUGACCAAUCCAUAUUUCACCAAGAAAUGUUACUUUUCAAGUGAUGCUUGGGUUGACCUUCCAGUUGGUGUGAUAGUCGAGGUACCCCUGGCACAGACAGGUGAAGGGAUAGCUGAGUGUGAACUUCUCAAAUGGUUUGUCCAAGAGGGUGAUGAAAUUCAAGAAUUUCAACCCCUUUGUGAGGUUCAGAGUGACAAAGCAACUAUGGAAAUAACAAGUCGUUACAAUGGAAGAGUUUCUGAGAUUCUCCAUCAUCCAGGAGAAAUAGUGAAGGUUGGUGAAACUCUUCUCAAGAUGGUUGUGGAAGAAUCCAGCACUCCUACCAUGAGUGCUGAUGAUAAAGAUAAUAUAACAUUUGUAAAAUCUGAUAUAUGUGACUCAAGUCAUGAAAUCUUGUUGUCCAACAAAGAUAAUAUUGGAGGAGCAUUGUCUACCCCUGCUGUCCGAAACCUGGCAAAGCAGUACGGAGUAAAUAUAAACGAUAUUCAUGGAACUGGUAAAGAUGGGCGAGUUUUAAAAGAAGAUGUCCUAAAAUAUAUUACCACUAAAGGGAUAUUUAGAGAGCCAUCUGCAUCUUCACAAGAAACCUUGGUGGAACAGUUACCUAUAAAAGAGGAGAAGUCUUCAUACACAUUCUCUGUAGAUGGAUGGCAUUAUGAAGACAGUACUGUGUCCCUGAGGGGAUUCCAGCGAUCGAUGGUUAAAUCAAUGACCAUGGCUGCAAAAGUUCCACAUUUUCAUUAUUUAGAAGAGAUAAACUGUGAUGCUCUUGUGGAGCUUAAAGCGGCUUUUCAAAGUGAGAAUUCGGAUCCACAGAUUAAGCAUACUUACCUGCCGUUCUUAAUAAAGUCUCUUUCAAUGGCAUUAAGUAAACACCCUUCAAUGAAUAGUUCUUUCAAUGAGGAGUCACAUGAGGUUAUUCUUAAAGGAUGCCACAAUAUUGGUGUUGCCAUGGCUACUCCAUAUGGAUUAGUUGUACCAAACAUAAAGAAGGUUCAAUCAUUAUCCAUCUUGGAGGUUACUAAGGAACUUUCACGUUUACAACAAUUGGCAAUAAAUAACAAGCUUAGCACUGAAGACAUCUCUGGUGGAACGAUAACUUUAAGUAACAUUGGGGCAAUUGGUGGAAAGUUUGGUUCUCCUCUCCUCAACCUGCCUGAAGUUGCCAUUAUUGCAAUGGGCCGAAUCCAGAAACUUCCACGCUUUGCAGAUGAUGGAAAUGUGUAUCCUGCGUCCAUCCUCAAUGUUAAUAUUGGAGCAGAUCACAGGGUUGUGGAUGGGGCAACUGUUGCCAGAUUCUGCAACGAGUGGAAGCUAUUAAUUGAAAAGCCAGAACUUCUCUUAUUGCAUAUGAGAUGAUUAGCUUAUUAAUAGAAUCCACGAUUUCAAGAUAA